Molecule: messenger RNA, 4250 nt
Organism: Agrilus planipennis (emerald ash borer)
Lineage: Eukaryota; Metazoa; Arthropoda; Insecta; Coleoptera; Buprestidae
Gene: loaf
Exons: 7
Coding region: 821-1666 (281 amino acids)
Molecular function (GO): protein binding
Source: RefSeq, a predicted model, not a curated record
UAUAAACUUAAUAAAGGUUGAACCAUCCACGACAGAAAUGUGUUGUUUAUGACUUGAAAGGAUAAGUGAUUUUUAUGCAUUUGUUGAUGAUUUUAUCGUAAAUAAAUGCCCUUAGUUCUUGUAAUAACAAUCCCAUACAGAGGUUUUUUCUGAAGCAAAUAUCAGCAAAGAAUUGUGAAUUUCUGGCAUGCAUCAGAAUGUAAAAAUUCGUUGAAUUUUUGUGUUAGACUAAGACUGGUUUAUUUUUUAUACUUAUGAUUGCUCGCAUUCUUUUCAGCGUGAAAUUUAUUGGAUCUUCCAAUUAAAAGGGUAGUCAUAAAUAAGUGGAUAAAAAAAUACGUGGCGCCACUAAAUUGCGGAAUACUCAAAGUGAAUCAGGCCAAGUCUAUUAAUUAUGAAUCAAGAUAAAUAUGUACGCGAAACCCUAUAAUCAAAAGCUCGCUAUUUUUGUGACUCAUAGGUAGUCAUUAUUUUUUUGCGUAUUUAUCUAUCAACCGCAAAUUUCAGAUAUUUAAUGAGUUUAUUUGUUCUGUUUUCUAUGCCCUCUGUAUCUUUUAAAUACAUCCUGUUAAAUAAGGUCACCUCCUUAUUUUAUUGUUUUAUAAUAAAAAUGUGUAAUUUGUCUACCAGAUGCCACUGAAGUAUACUUUCGAAAGCUUUUUGUUUUUUAAAGCAGAUCUUACUGUACUAGCAAAUAUUUUCAGAUGUAUGUAUAGAGUCGGUUCAACGUGAAGUUUUGCAAUAAUAAGCAAUGUGACUGUGCGUAUUAUUAUUAUAGUGUUGUUAACUAAAGACUGCCUGAAGUACAUCUAAAGAUUCAAUGCAAUCGCUGUGCAAAAAUCAUUUCCUUCAGCAAGUUUAUAGAAAGAUAGAUGGCGCUUUGUUGUGGUCACAGAACGAAAGAAAUCUGGACUGCGUUAUAACGUUUCAAACUCAUUCGAUUUUGCAACGUUUUAUGUUGCGAUUUGAUUUUCUACAAUUAGAUUGCAACGAUCAUUUGUACAUCUACGAUGGAGCUCAUCCCGUAGGAACGUAUAAGUCUGACCUAUCCUGCAGAAACACCAAGCAUACACUGGGUGCAAUGUUCACCAGGACAAACUACGUCACCCUCAAGUAUGUUACCGAUUCUUGGGGUACAGACUCUAAUGGAUUCAAGCUUGUGAUCACGGCUGUUAAAGAUCCGAAGCACGCAUGCACGGAAUUUCGUUGUACUUUGCGGGAAUUCUGCAUUUCCAACGAUUUAAUCUGCGACGAAAUCAAUCAUUGCGCUGAUGGCUCUGACGAAUCUUCGAAGACCCUGUGUCAAAACAACGAGUCGAAUACCAUUCUUGGUAUGGAGAUGACAUGGUUUGUAGUGAUGAUAGUCAGUCUCAUCCUAAUUGUAUUCGUUAUCAUAGCGGUGUCCGUCUGCAUUUGUAGAAAAAGUUGGAUACCCCGACCCAGCAAUAGUAUACAGCAAAACGCAUCGUAUUCAUUGCAACCGGUGUACGGUUCGAACGGGGCAAUGAUGAAGCAACAGCCACCCCCGUACAAUCAGCAGCCUGGUUGGAAAACGACGUUGCUAGUCCAGCAACCCGAUCAGGGAAACUGGCGCCACCCUGCGGGCCCACUAGGGUUCCGCUUCAGCAUGCCGGCCCGGGUCCGCCUCUACUGCCAGGCAAAAUAAUAAGGAACGCCACAACAGGGGCGUCCGUCAACGGGGCUGAUACUACCAGUGUCGCCGACCUCGUCACAAAGAACCAAGUCCAACAACAGAAACAGCAAAAGGAUGAAUGGUUCGUCUAGCAGUAGGGGUAACCGGGCCACAGCCUGCAGGGUGAGCCGGGUGUGGAACCCAGCGCCCGGUCAGCAACACACUUCCAGGUUCCCAUAAUAGGUCACGUGUAAAAGCGUGAUUUUCUGCGAUGUGUGAUUUGCCGUAAUUAAUGGACUCAUAAUUAGGUAAUCAUUUUUAAUUGUUUUGUACAGGUCAUCUAUUUUUAAUGGUAUACAUAUAUACGAACACAUGUAUGGUAUUGUGCAAUGACGCGGAAAAUCCCUAACAGUUACAUAGGAGUACGCAGCAUUUUCCAUUUUAUAGAAUUGACAUUGCAUUUUUUUAUUCUUGCGAUAAUCCACAGGGAGGUUUAUCUCAUAAAAGUAACUGCAAACAUUUCAAAAGUGUUUUACCUUUACAGUUAAUCCAACCUAACCUUUUUGAUAUUUUACACGUUUCCUUCAGCGUUAAUUACAAGAACUAAGUAAAUUCAAAUUUUAAUUGAAUGUAGAAUUGUCAAAAUCGCACUUUUUUCAUGUUUCUGCAGAAGUUAUCUUUUUAUUCAGAUGUCUAGCACUUAUUGAAUGUACGCAUCAUAAAGCAAAAGUGCUUUUUUGUGUUAUCUGCUACUAUUUUUUUUUGUAUAUAUACCUGUAGGGAAUAAAUACCGAAAUUACUGAUAAUAUGCAUUAACUACAAUUAUGCAUAAUAAUAUUUCAACCAUUUUCAUUGGCCAACAACAUGGACGCUUUCCUAAAAGUAAUUAAUUAUUCAGUUGAACUUUUUCGGUCUUUUUUUGUAAAUAGUAAAAUGUAAUAAAGUUUUAGCUAUGCUUAGGUGGAAAAUAGAGAAGCGAAGUUAGACAAAAAAAAAUUGUAAUACGCUAGUAUGACUUUUCGAUGUUUAACCUAAGAAAACAAUAGUUUUAUCGUCCUAACAAAUUGUAACUGAUGCAUUAUCUAGAGUAUACACCAAGUGUUCAUUUUUACGCGACCCUUUGAUAACAUUUUUAUAAGUAAAGUAAUUAACGCACACAGUAUCGACAUUUAUGAGGUAACAAUAACUACGCAUAAAAAUUAAUUAUUUAAUUUUGCUAUUGUAUAUGCAAAUGUAUUAUCCGUAAAGUACUUACCAUGGAAUGGCUAAUUUAAUAUUGGAUAAUUUAAAGCUCUGGGAUAACCAAAAUUAUGUUCCUAUCGGUUAUCAGUCGGGACAGUUGUCGUUUCUUUUUAAGGAUAGAUCCAUUCAAAAUUACCAAGUAUGUAAAUUAAAUCACAAUUUUCAUUCAAAAAAAAAAAAAUAAAUAAAAUUAUAUUACGAAAAAUGGUGUCAUUAUCCUUUUUUGGACUAUCUAAUCAGAAUUGGGUAAAGGUUUAGUGUUUUGUGCUUGAAAAUGUGCUUUCUGUCCUUUAAGGGCUUAGAUGCACUUUUGUGAAUAAGUACUUAGGACUUGGUAAACAAAUUACUUUAUAAAAAUGCUUUUGUAAUUUGUACUUCAAAGGACUUAAAGCUCUUUACUUAAGCCUUUGAGUCUAACCAUUUUUCGAGGUAAUUAACUAUCUUAAGUCCUUGUAUUUUAAAAUGUAGUUAGGACUUCAAGGACUAAAGCACAUUAUAAGAGCUUUAGCGUAAGUCUUGAAGAUCUUUUGAUAAGGAUUUUGCCCAGUUUUACUUCUAAUUAUUAAAAAUAUGUUCACAUUUGGUGUGUAUUUUAAUAAUAAUUAAUUACUUUAAGAAAAUCAUUUAAAAAAAAAGUUUUUUGUCUGGCUUUAAAUUGAUCCUGUAAAUUAAUCAUUUCACAGGUCCUAGUAACGAGAUCCUUGUAAAACAAGUCUUAUAGAAAAGAACAAUAACAAUAUAUAGGAUUCAUACUGUGAAUGUCCUUUUAUACAAGAUUUUCCUAGACUAUUAAGGUGUGCUGUCGCUAGUAAAUCAUGUUAGAUAGGUACUAAAUACAAUUUAAGAAAUAACAAAGAAUUUCGUGUAAAAUCUAAAAUUUAUUACCUAUCACUAAAUAGUUUUGUAUAAACUAGACGGAAAUAGUAUUUACUAGUAAUCGUAUUAGAUCGAAUUAGUCCGGUAUUUACAGUAUAACUGAACGUUAUUCUAAUUUUAAACUUCAUACGGUAGACUUAACUGUCACAACUUUCCUUGAUGAGGAUUCAUCCAAACGUCUAAAUUUUUACGGUCAGACUUCCCCAAAUCCGUUAGUUUCAAGUAUUAAUUGUACUACAAGUUUCUUCGAUUGUGCUAUCCAAAACAUUCUAAAAGUUUGAAAACGUUAUCGGCAUCUAAAUUUUUUUAUUUGGAAACUCAAAUUAAUUUACUAAUGUUGCAAUUUCUUGAAACUGAUCAAAAUUAUUUAAAGGGUUUAUACUGUAACUAGGCAUACAAGAAAAUAUCUGCUAAUCAUGAUUUCUGACAUAUAAAAAUAAUAAAUACAUUUUGCUACAACAGCAGCCUAAGUGUGAUUAAACAUAAUAUACAUAAAAAA